AUCGCCCAUACAGAUGACAUAUCCGCCGUGAACGUCAAGUCCAAGUCCAUACUACUUUCAUUACAGUACUAGUGGUUGGGAAAUGUCACUCCGCACAGCUGUUCGUCGUUUCAGCGCUCCCAUCAGGAGUGUUUUGCAGUCGAGCCCUGCUAAUAUAAAGAGACAUUACGCUGCUGUGGAGCAGGCGCUGUCUGUACUUGAACACGAGCUCGACAGUAUCCGUACAGCGGGCACGUGGAAGGGAGAGAGAGUGAUCACCUCCAAACAGGGUCCUCAUAUCUACGUGGACGGCAGCAGAGGGGACAUAUUGAAUUUCUGCGCAAAUAACUAUCUGGGUUUAUCCAGCCAUCCUGAGGUGGUGCAGGCAGGAAUAGAUGCACUGCAAAAAUAUGGAGCUGGACUUAGUUCAGUUCGCUUCAUCUGUGGCACCCAGAACAUUCACAAGAACCUGGAACAGAAGCUUGCCCAGUUUCAUGAAAGAGAAGACUGUAUUCUGUACGCCAGCUGCUUUGAUGCCAAUGCUGGUCUGUUUGAGGUUCUGUUGAGUCCUGAUGAUGCAGUUCUGUCUGAUGAAUUAAACCACGCCUCCAUUAUAGAUGGCAUUCGACUGUGUCGUGCCAAGAAGUUUCGGUACAAGCACAUGGACCUGAACGACCUGGAGGAAAAACUGAAAGAGUCUCAGUCUUCCCGUCUGAGGUUGGUGGUCACAGACGGUGUGUUCUCCAUGGACGGGGAUGUGGCUCCAUUACAGGGUAUCUGUGAUCUUGCUGAGCAGUAUGGAGCUCUGGUCUUCAUUGAUGAAUGUCACGCCACAGGCUUCAUGGGUCCACGUGGCCGAGGAACAGAUGAGCUGCUCGGGGUGAUGAAGAGGGUGCACAUUGUGAAUUCCACACUGGGAAAAGCAUUGGGUGGAGCUGCUGGUGGUUACACAGUUGGACCUAAAGCUUUGAUUGAUCUACUGAGACAGCGGUCACGUCCUUACCUCUUCUCUAACUCUCUCCCCCCUCCUGUGGUCGGAUGUUCCACCCGUGCUGUCGAACUACUGCUGGCAUCCAAUGAAAUCGCUCAGAGCAUGGCGGCAAAGACCAUGAGGUUUAGAAACCAAAUGACCCAGGCAGGAUUCACCAUCUCUGGCACAGCUCAUCCCAUUUGCCCUGUGAUGCUGGGUGAUGCUCGCUUGGCUUCUCUUAUGGCAGACGACAUGUUAAAACUAGGAGUGUAUGUGAUCGGAUUCUCUUACCCAGUUGUUCCUAAAGGAAAAGCUCGUAUUCGAGUGCAGAUCUCUGCAGCUCAUACUGAUGAGGACAUUGAUCGUACUGUAGAUGCCUUCAUACAGACCGGCAGAAAGCAUGGUGUCAUUUCCUAAUGUCAGGAGCACAACGGUCUGAUCUGGAAGGAAAUGCCAAAGAAGUUUAUGGAGUACUGUUAGAAUGAGGCUGACGUUACAUAUCAUAUAAUAGCAAAAUGAUUGCAUUGCUACUGAGGUCAAUGGUGUAUUUGAAUACUAUUAAGUUUAACAGAAUAAAUGCUUUGUUGAUUCAUAAUUAAUAACACUAACAGCUUAUGUGUUUUACUGCAGCUAAACACAAAAUUGAAAAUUUUUUAGUUGGGACAUCAAGCAUCUUUAAGAUGUUGACGUUCUUAUGGAGUUGGGCUGUAUCACUUUUGUCUGCAAUCCCAGACCAAUUCAAUGGUGAGGGAUCUGUGCAUGGGCCAAAGGGUCUAUUGUAGGAUUCAUUGUUUAUACAAAAAUCUCAGUUGUUUGUUCAGGUUAAUGGCAAAUAAUGUUUGGAAAUCUAUUUCCUACUGAAAUGUUAAAGAAAAAAUAUGAAUAAAAAUCUUUUAAAAACGAAAAA
Messenger RNA from Misgurnus anguillicaudatus (oriental weatherfish), 1856 nucleotides. It is a transcript of the gene gcat, whose product is annotated as glycine C-acetyltransferase. Gene Ontology annotation, molecular function: glycine C-acetyltransferase activity; pyridoxal phosphate binding. Gene Ontology annotation, biological process: L-threonine catabolic process; biosynthetic process. Gene Ontology annotation, cellular component: mitochondrion. The record is from RefSeq and is a predicted model, not a curated record. Lineage: Eukaryota; Metazoa; Chordata; Actinopteri; Cypriniformes; Cobitidae.